This is a messenger RNA of Seminavis robusta, 1553 nucleotides long. NCBI's taxonomy places the organism in Eukaryota, Bacillariophyta, Bacillariophyceae, Naviculales, Naviculaceae. The record is from the annotation of a GenBank genome assembly.
ACUACAACUCGCAGUGACUUCAUAAUGACGUGGCCCGUGUGACCAGGAUCGAUAUCCCCACACCGAUCUCAUUUUUUUCUUCGUUUCUUGUUGUCUUGGAAGCACGUUGUUGUCCAGCAUUGACGAUACAACAAAAUAAUCAAGAUGAAAGUGAAGUUCUUGAAUGGGGUGUUGGCCUUGGCCUGUUGCGUGGUUCCUGUGGUGGGCGCGGAUUCAAUUCGAGGAGGUAGCACUCGAGCUGCCGCCAAGCCUCUGGUUGGUGCUGCGACUCCUGUCGAGCCAGUUGAAACAUUUCGUCGCAAGAAGGACAGCGUGAACUUUUUGGCGGCUGAUGUUGCAAGGGUGUUGAAGGUUUUGAGGGCAGACAAGCAUGACCCUACGGUCAAUGGCAUGUUUCAUUCCGAGACGAGGCCCACAUUUGCCAUCACUUGGAAUCACAAAAUGUGGGAGGAACACACCUCUCGGUGGCGCUUUGUCAACUAUUUCCUUUACUGGUACAAGAGUGCUUUGCUGAAGAGAGUAAUCCCUCAGUUGAGUUUCCUCAUGCUUUGGACAGCGGCCUCCCUCUACCUCGCAGAUCAUACCCAAUUCAUGCAAAUCAAUUUUCCAAUGACAUCACUGUCUUUGGUUUCUGGUUUUGUGGCUUCAUUGCUGGGAGUGCGCACAGGUCAAGGAAUGAGUCGAUUGUUGGAAGCACGACAAGCCUUUGGAAAGGUCGUCUUCUACACUCGUGAUAUGUCCAGUCUUGUGUCCAACUUCAUCUAUGACAAGGACCCCCAGUUGGCACUCAAGUUGGCCCGUCAUUUGGCUACUUUUUCUUGGCUCCUCAAGAACUUUUUGCGGGGCCAGGCCGUCACCGGAACGGAUGAAGACCUUAUUCGAACCAUGAUCCCCGCCAAGGCUGAUGCCGAUUACAUUUUGCAACAGCGCAAACUCCCAGUUGCGGUUGUGAUGCGUCUGCGUCAGGCGCUCGCUCACUGUACACACAAACACCUCUUGAGCACAGCGGAAGAGAUUGCGAUUGACCACGCCAUCCAGUCCAUGGACUUGUCCAUUAUGGUUACAGAACGCAUUAUUGCUUCUCCCAUCCCUCCGCUUUUCACGUCUCAUGCCGGUCGUUUGAUGGUCUUUUACCUUACCUUUUUGCCAAUUGCACUAAAGGGCACCGGAGCCAUGAGCUCACUUGGAGUUUUCCUCACUGUGUUGGCCGUGGGAUACGCUAUGUUGGGUAUGGAUGAGAUCAGCCACCUUAUGGAACAACCAUUUAAGGUUUGCCCACUUUAUGAUUUGUGCCGAAACUCCAUGCGGGACGUCACGGAUGCUUUCUUCAUGCGGCCACCCCCCUUGAAUGACAGUCUUUCUUCGUAUCCCGACAUGCAUGCUCCCUACUGGAUCCCAGGAGAAGAAUUUGAAAGCACAGACAAACUGUUGGAUGCUCCCAAGGGCAGAGCAGUUGGACAUCACAAAACUGGAGGAAAGUACUCCAGCACGAUGGAAUUGCUUUAGAGAGAUAGAUAAACGAAUUCUCUAGAAGGUUUUGAUUUUGCACACUG